CGCUGCCUUUAGCCGCCUUCCAGAGUUCGCACACUAAAGACUUAUCCGCGAUUUAAUUGAAAGCCACAGACCUCCUCCUUCCACGCAUGUUCCCGGUGUAAAGAGACGGGGGUGGGGGCUGAUUUAGCAAGUGCUUCUUCCCUCCCUCUCUCCUGAUCAUCACUCUCCCCCCCCCUUUUGCAAGCAACCCGGUUUCCGACCUCUCCACCUUCCAACUCUCUCGAACUGACGUCGCCUCUCCGCCGCCGCCCCCCCCAAUGUAAAUUUCAUGAUUGCUUUCCGUGAUGUCAUUUUGAAAAGGGACAGACAAUAGGCUGCGGGCAAAGAAAAUGAGUUCCGAGGCAAAUUGCUGAGUCAGAGGUGGACCCGUGGAGAAAAGAUCAGCAGUUGCGAGACAGCAAAAAGCCUCCACAGCAGGCACCUCAAGAUGAGUUUAGAGAACGAUGAUAAGCGAGCACGUACGCGAUCAAAGGCAAUCAGAGUACCUGCAGAACUCAUCGGCCAGGAGGUGAGCUGCCCUACUCCAGGAUGUAAUGGAUCGGGACACAUCCGGGGGAAAUACGCAAGACAUAGGAGUUUGCAAAGUUGCCCAUUAGCAAAGAAGAGGAAGCUUCAACAUGCAGAGGCAGAACAUCUGGCAUCCAAGAGGAAGUCCCACCCCCUCAAGCUAGCCCUCGAUGAAGGCUACAACGUGGACAGCGAUGGCAGUGAAGAGGCAGAGUUGAAAGAGGAGUCAGUGACGGGCGACUCCGAGGGCACGGUGGAGGAAGAAGAAGCGGAGACGAUAGACCAAGAAGAAACCUGCAGUAACCCUCCACCGGAAGAAGGUCAGACAGUGGAAGAGACUCUGGAAGCCAAGGAACAGGGAGGUGAAAGUGACGGACAAGUCUCUAAUGCUGGGGAAGACGUCACACAUUUGCUGCAGGAAGGAGUGGCAGAGGAGGAAGAGGAGGAGGAAGAGGAGGAGGAGGAGGAGGAGGAGGAGGCAAUCCAGGAGGAAUGUGAGAAGGAGAUCAUCAUUCAGACUGAAGAUGCGGAAGAAGUCAUCGAGGUCACCAGCGAGCGCAGCAGCGAUUUGUGCCUGGAUCACCAUCGGGAUGAGGAGGUGAGCUAUAAUGAAUCAUGCAAACUGAGAAAAGAGGAGGAGGAAGACAAUGAAGAGGAGGAAGAGGAGGAGGAAGAGGAGGAAGAGGAUGAGGAAGAAGAAGAGGAGGAGGAGGAGGAGUAUGAAGAGGAAGAAGAGGAAGAAGAGGAGGAAGAGGAGGAGGAGGAAGAAGAAGAACCAGCAAGCCAAGUAAUCUGUGAAGAAGCUCCUCAUACAUCUCAGGAUUCCCCCAAAACCCACUGUGAAGGACUGACAACAAGCCCCAAGCCUGAGUACUCUGUUAUUGUGGAGGUGAGAUCGGAUGAUGACAAGGACGAUGACUCUCACUCCCAGAAAUCCACUGUGACGGAUGAAUCGGAGAUGUACGACAUGAUGACCCGAGGGAACUUGGGGCUUCUGGAGCAGGCCAUUGCAUUGAAAGCUGAGCAAGUCAAGGUGGUGAGGGAGCCUGGCCAGCCGCUGACAGGGGAACAUGCAAAACAUUUCCAGGUGGAGGAGAAGCAGAAUAAAGCCUUGGAUUCCAUCAGAAAGAGCUACUACGGCAAAGAUCCUUCAAGACCUGAGAAGCGUGAGAUCAAAUGCCCCACUCCCGGCUGUGAUGGCACAGGACAUGUCACAGGGUUGUAUCCUCACCAUCGGAGUUUGUCUGGCUGCCCACACAAAGACAGGAUCCCUCCUGAAAUACUGGCCAUGCACGAGAAUGUAUUAAAAUGUCCAACGCCUGGAUGUACUGGACAGGGUCAUGUGAACAGCAACCGCAAUACUCACCGAAGCUUAUAAGGGUGCCCCAUUGCAGCUGCAGAAAAACUAGCCAAAUCUCAUGAGAAGCAGCAGCCUCCGACCGGUGACCCUUCAAAGAGUAACUCAAAUUCUGACCGGAUACUCAGGCCUAUGUGCUUUGUGAAGCAACUGGAGGUGCCUCAGUAUGGGAGCUACAGGCCCAAUAUGGUUCCCACCACGCCAAGAGCCAACUUGGCCAAGGAACUGGAAAAGUACUCCAAGGUCACCUUCGAUUAUGCAAGUUUUGAUGCUCAGGUUUUUGGCAAACGCAUGCUUGCCCCAAAGAUUCAGACUAGCGAAACCUCACCUAAAGCCUUUAAAUGCUUCGACUACUCCCAUGAUGCCGAAGCCGCGCAUAUGGCCGCCACCGCCAUUUUGAACCUUUCCACUCGCUGUUGGGAAAUGCCCGAGAACCUCAGCACCAAGCAACAAGAUCUCUCCAGCAAGCCCAUGGACAUUGAGGUGGAUGAAAACGGGACCCUAGACUUGAGCAUGAACAAGCACCGCAAACGGGAGAGCGCCUUUCCCAGCAGUAGCAGCUGCAGCAGCAGCCCCAGCAUCAAAUCCCCGGAUGUCUCCCAGCGCCAAAACAGCACCAGUGCCACGAGCAGCACCAUGACCUCGCCCCAGUCCAGCCACACAUCCCGCCAGGAUGAUUGGGAUGGGCCCAUCGACUACACCAAACCCAAUCGUCAGAGGGAAGAAGAGCCAGAAGAGUCGGAGUCCGUGAUCCGUUCUUUCGCCUCCUCCGAAGCAGAUGAUCAGGAAGUACCGGAAGAAAACUUUGAAGAAAGGAAGUAUCCCGGGGAAAUUACUUUAACCAACUUUAAGCUUAAAUUCCUUUCCAAGGAGAUCAAGAAAGAGCUACUCACUUGCCCUACCCCAGGCUGUGAUGGCAGCGGACACAUCACGGGGAAUUAUGCUUCUCAUCGCAGCCUUUCUGGUUGCCCUCUUGCUGACAAGAGUCUCAGAAACCUCAUGGCUGCCCAUUCUGCUGACCUCAAGUGCCCAACUCCCGGCUGUGAUGGCUCCGGUCACAUAACAGGAAAUUAUGCAUCACAUAGGAGUCUAUCAGGCUGUCCUCGUGCCAAGAAAAGUGGGAUCAAGAUCACCCCCACAAAGGAUGACAAAGAGGACCCAGAACUGAUGAAGUGCCCAGUUCCAGGUUGUGUUGGGCUUGGACACAUCAGUGGCAAAUACGCCUCCCAUCGUAGUGCCUCGGGGUGCCCCCUCGCUGCCCGGAGGCAGAAAGAAGGGUCCCUUAAUGGCUCGUCCUUUUCAUGGAAGUCGCUCAAGAAUGAAGGCCCUACCUGUCCAACGCCAGGUUGUGACGGCUCAGGUCAUGCAAAUGGAAGCUUCCUCACUCAUCGAAGCUUGUCAGGGUGUCCCAGAGCAACGUUUGCUGGCAAAAAGGGGAAAAUCUCAGGGGAUGAAAUUCUCAACACUAAAUUCAAGACCAGUGAUGUGCUAGAGAACGAUGAAGAAAUUAAACAGUUAAACAAAGAGAUCAGCGAGCUGAACGAAUCCAACAGUGAGAUGGAAGCAGCCAUGGUGAAGCUGCAAUCCCAGAUUUCAAGCAUGGAGAAAAAUCUCAAGAACAUUGAGGAGGAGAACAAGAUUAUAGAGGAGCAGAAUGAAGCCCUCUUCCUCGAGCUCUCAGGGCUGAGCCAGACUCUUAUCCAAAGUCUUGCCACUAUCCGCCUUCCACACAUGGAGCCAAUCAGCGAGCAGAACUUUGAUGCAUAUGUCAACACCCUUACUGAUAUGUAUACAAACCAGGAGUGUUAUCAGAAUCCAGAGAACAAAGACCUCCUGGAAAGCAUCAAGCAGGCCAUUAAAGGGAUUAAGGUCUAAGUACAGCUUGACAAAAAAGAAAAAGGGGAAAAGAAAGAAAAGAAAGAAAAGAAAAAGAAAAAGAAGUGGAAGUGGAAGUUGAAAGGAACUGGAAGAGGACCUUCAGUUUGCAUAUUCAGGUUUAAAAGUUAAGAAACUCGUUGAAUGAAUGAAUAAAAGGACCAAAACUGAACCAAGAGGCCAUUCACAAGAAGCCGAACUGAAUUCAGAGGUUUUCGUUUACUCGACAGUGUCCCUUUGGCAAAAUAGUGGGAGCUUUCUUUUGGUUGUUGUUUUUUUUUACCCCAUUCUAUAUGGGUGGGGAUUCAAAGACAGUCUUGGAUGCAGAUGGAGAUCCUAGAUCUUCUCAAGCUACGGGGGCACUUCCACCAAAAGAGGAGGCUUCAUAGUAGAGUUAGUCCAAGAUCUAGAGAGUAUUUAAAGGGGUAGGGCUUUUGUCUGUAGCUUACACAACAGGUUCCACAACCUCCGUGUUGCCUGGAGUUGUGUCCCCAGACCGUACAUACCGGAUGAAUUAAGCUGGAGCUGCACAGAAAUCUGGGCUGGGAUUCUUAACUCCACCAGAGAUUCCAAAGCCUGCUGGACACAAGAACUCUUGACAAGUAUUAUAGAAUAGCAUUAUUUUUUAAUUUCCAAAAGAGCAGCUGUGGAUCUCCAGUGGGAAGCGCAAUGGAAAAAAAAAUUUACAAAAGGUUCUCAGGGAAGCUUUUUCGGACUUUGCAACUACAGUAUUCCUUUGUCCGUCUUUAAAAAAAAAAGAUGAUGAUGAUGAUGAUAGCUAUUAAUAAACAGACCAACAUGGGAACAUUUUGUAUGGAAGAACUCUAAAUGUGUCAUAGUCCAGUGUACAUGAGUUUUGGAAAGUCCUUUUUGCUGACUGUUCUGGUUCUGUUCGUCGUUGCCGUCAUCGUUGAGUAACUGCAGAAGUACCGCAGGCAUCCAUGCCAGAGACAUAUUUUAAGGUACAAAAGGGAGUCUGUGAAGAGUUAUUUUGCUCUUUUUAAUGUGGACUUUGGCUACAACGUACAUGGUAAUUUUUGUUGUUCUCGUCAUCGUUCUACGCUUUUUUCCCCCUACAUUUUUGGGGGGGGGGGUACGUUUUGCAAAAACAGAGUGAUUGUCAUUCUACGAAAGGAACAAUUGGCUUUAGAUCUUCCAAAGAACCACUUUGUUUUUGUGCUGAGUGUUUGUUUUUUUUAGGUACCCCUCCAGUUAUACAUAGCCUGCUGUGCACUUAAAGAGCUACCGCAAAGUGAAUGUCUCUUAGCAAAACAAAUGUUGCUUAUCGGCACCUCUCGGAUAUGUAUUGCCAGAUCUGUAAAAGGAACUAAGAGUGUUGGGGGAAAACAUAGAUAUUGGUUCAGCAGGUAGAUUAUUAACUUCUCUUUAAAAUGCUUGAUUAGUACCUGGGGGAUAUGCAAGCGCCACUGGCAACACGCUGGGCCAUAAACUGGGUGGGAGCAGAUUAUAAAUUCUGGAAAACUGCCCUCGCACUGUAUCAACUGCCAAAAGGUCAAACAAAUGUCUGCCUCCCACACCAGUCCCAAAAGCAUGAAAAUGCAGUUGUGAGGCGUGAAAGACAACCCCUCUGUUUUCCCCUAGCACACACUUAUGUCUCCUUACACAGAUCCUCAUCUCAAACUAUGAAGGGUGGCCCCGAUCCAUCCAAAAGCCAGUAGAUUGGUUAGAUGAAUUCAACAAGAUAAAAUAUUAAGAUGUUUAGGGUGCUUAAAUCCUGCUUCUAUUGGCAAUAAUUUGAUUUUCACAGCUAAACCCCACUUCCUGCUAACUUCUGAGGCUGCAAUUCUAUACCUGCUUACCUGGGAAUAUGACCCAUGGAACUCAAUGAGACUUGUUUAUUUUAAACAAAAAUUGUGCAUAGGAUUGUGCUGUACAUGUGUUUUUCAGCUAGCUAGGGUAGUUGUGGGAUUAUUUUUCCCCUUCCCAAAUAUACUAAGUGAAAUCCUGGCUUCAUUGAAAUGAAUGAGAAAAACAUGUUGAUUAUGGUGAGAACAAGAGCUUCUAAAGCAACAUUUCCAAAACAUUUCUUCAUACACAUGUGUGUGCCAACUUUUCCCUUCUGGAUUUGGU
Messenger RNA from Pogona vitticeps (central bearded dragon), 5830 nucleotides. Lineage: Eukaryota; Metazoa; Chordata; Lepidosauria; Squamata; Agamidae. The record is from RefSeq and is a predicted model, not a curated record.